Molecule: messenger RNA, 1653 nt
Organism: Cryptomeria japonica (Japanese cedar)
Lineage: Eukaryota; Viridiplantae; Streptophyta; Pinopsida; Cupressales; Cupressaceae
Product: NADPH-dependent pterin aldehyde reductase
Exons: 5
Coding region: 266-1006 (246 amino acids)
Biological process (GO): folic acid-containing compound metabolic process
Cellular component (GO): cytosol
Molecular function (GO): oxidoreductase activity, acting on the CH-OH group of donors, NAD or NADP as acceptor
Source: RefSeq, a predicted model, not a curated record
UCCUCAUCUUAGAUUCCUCACUUCUAUAAUUUUUUCUUCUGAAUAAAAAUAAAAAUAAAAAUCAUUAAACCGCCAGCAAAAAUGUCCUGAUUUUCCUCUGAACAGCAGGAGGGAAUUGUUUUGGUUUUUGAUGGGAACAUAGCCCAUUUAUGUAUGGAUUCAUACAAUGCGAGGCCUGUGAAGCACAAUAUCCUGCUCUUUGAGGAUAAAUUCAAUUUAGAUUCCAGUGCGCAGUCCACUGAAUUGUCAGAAAGAGUAAAGAAGGAUGUUCAAUAUAUUAGCGGGCAAGGACAAGCAGAAGGAGAAAGGUACAAUGCCCAAGCUCGUACUAAUCACAGGGGUAAGCAAAGGGCUGGGGAGAGUUCUUGCAAUGGAAUUGGCGUCAAGAGGGCACACACUCGUUGGCUGUGCUAGAAAUGAACAAAAAUUGAGCACUCUUCGCUCACAAAUCUCUGCUCAAUACCCUUCUUCAACCCACCUUUUUCACCCAGUAGACGUGUCUUCAGACAGCAGUGUGAGAGAAUUCGCAAAGCUUGUGAUAGAAAUAAAGGGUGUUCCUGAUAUCAUUGUGAAUAAUGCAGGCAUCAUCAACAAAAAUGGUAAGCUAUGGGAGAUCCCUGCAGAAGAAUUUGACUCAGUCAUAGACAUAAAUUUGAAGGGCACAGCAAACAUGCUUCGUCAUUUUCUGCCUCAUAUGAUAGCGAAGAAAAGAGGGAUAGUGGUGAAUUUGUCAUCAGGAUGGGGUCGAUCUGCUGCUGGAGAGGUUUCUCCUUACUGUGCAUCAAAAUGGGCAAUUGAGGGUUUAACAAAGUCAGUUGCAAAAGAAAUACCUCAAGGAAUGGCCGUUAUUGCAUUGAGUCCAGGAGUGAUCAACACUGACUUGCUGGCAUCUUGUUUUGGUGCAUCUGCUGCCUUGUACCAGAGUCCCGAAGCUUGGGCUCCCCAUGCUGCCACAACGAUUCUUGGCCUGACAGCAGCAGACAAUGGUGCAUCAUUGAAUGUUUGAUCAUAAACAGAGAAUUUUCUAGCAUGAUUUGGAGGUUAAAACACAAUCUGUGAAUCCCAAAUUGAAAAGUUGCCAACAGAAAUCUUUGGGGUUGCUAUUCCAAUGUUCCCUCGCUACCAAAUUAUUUCAUCUAAUGCUGCUCAAAGCUUGUCUGGAUGGGAAUGGAACUUGCUGAACUUGAACCAUGGAGUGAUGGCUUAUCCCUUUUCCAUUGUUACAAGUGAGAAAAGGAAUUUACUUUCGUGAUGAGUUUCUAUAUGCUUACUUGGAGAUCUUUUUUGUCAUGUUCUGAUGAAAUCUAAUAAAGCUUCACAUUUUUAUGGAGUUGAUUCACAUGUAUCAGGUUUUGAUAAUGUAGAAGGUUAUGCAAAAACAAUAACCGCCAUCUCCAAGCUAUUAUUAUGUCUCUUAUGUCCUAAGAGAGUAUUAACUAGUGUUGAUUUUAAUGAGGCACACUUUAUUCUGGUUAUUGGUAAAGAAAAUAGGAUUUGUUGGGAUUCCACCCAUGAAAGAACUCCAAAGAGAUCGUGAAAGAUGCAAAGUGAUACAUCAACCACCUCUCAAUAAAUGAAUGAUGUAAGGGUAGGUCAACCCAUUAAGUCUAUAUUCCCACUAAAUAAUAAAUGUAAGUUACACUUGCAGGCCCA